Molecule: messenger RNA, 1381 nt
Organism: Drosophila busckii
Lineage: Eukaryota; Metazoa; Arthropoda; Insecta; Diptera; Drosophilidae
Product: nuclear control of ATPase protein 2
Exons: 2
Coding region: 327-950 (207 amino acids)
Molecular function (GO): structural molecule activity
Source: RefSeq, a predicted model, not a curated record
UUUGGCGCUGCUGCAGAUGCAGCAGCUAACUGCAACGCAUACGCUUCAGACCAAACGCAGCAGCCAUCCAAGAGUGUCAGAGCAGAAUAGCAGCAGCAGCAACAGCAGCAGGAGUUAAAGCGCUUGAAAUUUAGUUAAAAUUAAAGUUGCAUUUGCCAAAAGCAAAAGUUUAAAUAAAUAAGUUAGCUGGCAACAAGUUACAACAAUUAAGGGUUGCUAAAGUGCGUGCGUGUGAGCGAGCAAGCCAGCAAGCGAGAGGGAGACAGCCUGCGUGUGAGUGCAAGCAACCUUGGCCUAGUUGGUCGCACAGCAACAGUCGUUUUUAAAUGGUCGAGGAGAUUGGCUGCCUGAGACAAACUGGCGGCAUUAGUUUAGGCAUUGUCAUGCCCACAAGUCAAGGCGUUGUGCAGCAGCAAGGAGCAACAGCUCAACAACAACAUCAGCAGCAGCAACAGCAACAUCAGCAGCAGCAACAGCAGCAGCAGCAGCAACAACAUCAUCAGUUGGCCAGCAACAUGAGUAUGCUAAGCGUUAAGGGCAGUGGCGUCUCUGCUGGCGGACGUUAUCUUUGGACAGAUCAAAAGACACGCACCAAGCGAUUUUACGAAAGCUCCGAACGGUAUGAGAUACUCAUGCUGGUUUUUAUUAUGCGCAAGGGUGCGCCUUUCUGCGAAAACAAGCGUUUUCCGGCGGAAUAUUGGGUAAAUCUAUCAGUUGGCCCUAUUGCUGAAGCAUUUGAUCGCCUGCAGGCUGCCAUUGAUAUACCCGAUCCGCAGCUACCCAUACAUAUGAGCGUUACGGAUUUGACCAGCUGGAAGCAAAUGUUUGAUGUAGCCAUGGUGGAUAUUAGACGCUAUGCCUACUAUACUGAUCCCAUGCAGCUGGCCGAUGUCGGUGUUUACAAUCGCAUCACUUUCGAGCAGCGCUUCGCUAUGCAGUGGCAGGAGUAGUGAGUCCUUGACGGACAUAAAAGAAACCUUGACCCCCAAUACCCUUUAUGUUAGAGCGUUAAACGAAUCGCACUUCAUUCCAUUCGAUUCUGACUCAUUUGCAAUGUAGAACUACAGAUUAAUCUUGAUUUUAAAGUACUUUUUGCAUAUUUGUUUUUCUACAUAUUUAUUAACUGUUGAAACAAUUUUAAAAGAUAUUUAGUACAGUUUACGUGCUUUUCAAGUUAUUAGUUAACUAGUUUUUAUAUUCUUUAGUUGAAAUGACUAAUCAUAUCAUAAACAGUAAAUCAAAAAGAUUGAAGAAGUGGUUACUAUAAAAUGAUAUGAAUAGCAAUCCUUUUAUUUAAAUCUAUAGAAAAUAAUCAGUUAUUGAUACUUUCUUGACACACAGAGUUGUUGUUGGGUGACAAAGCCUGUGCCUUUUUCCAAAC